ACGGCGAGGUGCUGGUGCCCGUGUUUUUUAUGUAUCCGCCGGGAGAGGGGAUCGUGCGGUGACAUUUAUUUCCCUCAUUUGCAAAAUCAAAACAUCCUUUCUAGUCAACUGUUACAUACAGAGAGAAGUCAGUAAAAACAAAUUUAAAAAUUCAGAGCACAUUAUUACGCUCCGUUAUCAACGGCUAUCGAUUGCUUUUAUAUCGUAGGCCAUCAUCAGAAGAAUCGAGCCUUCCAGGAUUAGAAACGAGAGGUUGCGUUGAGUGUCAAAACUACGUCUGUGCGUAUAAACGAUAUCGGUGUAUUCAUUGUGUUGAUUCAAAGAUACAUCCAUAAAGGAAAAACGAAUACGAGGAACGUUAUUAAAGCGAAUCAAAGAGAGAAAAGAGACAAACACAGGCAUCAUCGGCAAUAGUAGGCAUCUAUGUUGCGUACUUAAGUGUUUAAAGGGGCGGUGUUCCCAACUUCGACGCCCAUUUGAUAUUCCAUUAGCCGAAUUGCUUCUGAUAUAGCCUGGCCGUGAUGUGCUCUAGAUCGCCACCACUGUAAAGCAGUUUACUAGCAGCGUGUGCGUGCAUCGCCAACAACAGCACGAGAGAAAAAAAAAGAGGGCAACCAUUGUGAGCUUUUGUCGAUCUAUUUUCCGGCCUAGUGCGGCAAAUCAUCCACUAUCCGUCUUCAUUCUUCUUCGAAAUUCAUUUCUCACUUUUAGAAGGCAGGAAGAAUAAGAGAGUUUCUUUUUCUUUUGUCACAUCUCCGUUAGUGUAAGAUUUUUUUUCCCCCACUUAAAUAUUGAACACGAAAUAAUUGAAUCAAAUCCCGUAUCAAUUUUCAUUAUCGUGUCUCUCCUUAACGCUUCUCUGACUCCGCUCAAUCGUUACGCGGCCGGUUUUGCACGCAAGAAAGUGGGUAUGUAUGUGUGUGUGUGUGUGUAUAACGGACGUAGAAGUCCGUUCAUUGCGCCUUUUCCGCUUCAUUGUGUCAGUGCUAUUUAGUGUGUCGCAACGGCCAACUACUUGAACCGUCAACUUUGUUGCCGCUCCUUAAAUAUUUACGGCUCUGCUCUGGAAGUGUUCGCCUCUUCAGUUGUUGUGGAUAUUAUUACAUACGUCAUCAACUCCGAGACGAAUGUACAAUCUUCAGCAGUUGGCACGCACAGCCGAGGAGCCCCGCCCAAGUGGGACAGCAUAAAAACAAAACGGUUACAUCACACACAGUCAACUCGAAAAGGAAACGAAGAUAUUGGCGUACUCUGUCACUUGACAUUUGUUUUAGAAAAUUAAAAAUAAAAUCUUGUUGCCCGGGGAAAGUGAUGAUUUAACAUCUCGAACUCGUUCAAGUGGAAUGACCCAACAGGAAUAAGAAGACGACUUAGAAAAACAGCAGCGAUGGAAUAGAAAAAAAAAAAAAAAAUCAAACAAACGGGUUUUAUAUCAACCCAGCUGUACGCGUUGGUGACGUUAACCAACCAAACCGAUAAUUAUCCGCAAUUAAAAUAUUUAAAAGAAAAAAAAGGGAAGAAAGAAAAGAAAAACAUUUAAUGGGAAGAGGCACGGAUUGCGACGGCAUAAGGUAAAGGCCCGUCCCGAUGACGGGGCGUUUUGGCCCCAGCUGUGGAGGCUCAUGUCGUCUACGUCGUCGAUGUCGGCCAGUGCUGGCGGCGGCAACAGACGGCGGGGCGUCUUCUCGCUGGGCAGGUAUCAUUUGCCAGUGGUCGGCUCUGCCAACGUCCAGCAACAGCAUCUCAUCGAUAGCAGCAAUUCGGGCGGCGGAGUACGGGCCGUCAAGUACACGCCGCGUGGACAUCCAUUGCAACAGCAAGCGGACACGUCAUUACUUCACGGCUACAGUCACGCCAAUUCACGCGACAACGGACAGCAGGACGAUGAACUCGAAGAGAUUGCCGUCGUCUCCGUUUCGGGCGUCCAGUCCGGCCAGCUCACUUACGGCUCAGCCGGAUCGUCCAUGGCAAACGGACCCAGAGUCGUUCCAGGCAUUAUCACGUCAGCGCGUUUGAUGGAGGACCGACUGAGCGGUUCAGGCACGCGAAUCAACACAGUGGCGUCGAGCAACAGCGGCUUAUUUACAGCGGGAGGCAGUUCCGUUGGCUCUUCUUCGGCCACAGGUGCAACCGGCGGAUCAUCUUUUGUCGGUGGACCUCCGUCCUUGUCCCGGAAUCGGUCCUUCUCCAAGCAUUCGCUCUUAGAGAUUGUCAGCAAUCGAAUAAGCGGGUCUGGCGUUGUUGGAACGAGUUCGGCAGAAAGCAGCGGUGGUAUCGGAUUGACGAAAAGAUUCUCCCGCGAGUCUUUCUCAGCUGCUUGCGUCAACAAAACGCAACAACCGCAACAACAGCAACUGCUCCAGGCCAAUGAUUCGUUGUCUCCGUCUGCCGCCACUGAAUUAUUGGCGUCUUCGACGACGAGGAGAUCGCGAGAUGCCCGCCGGCGUGAUCUGAAGAAUAAAUUGAAGCUGGAACGCAACUGGGAUGCCCGCCAACUGGAACUCGGAGGUAAUGGUGCUCAUAACUUUGCGUCAAGUGGGGCUAAUGGUGGUGGUGCAUCGUCAGGACCGAGAAGUGGUUGCAAAUGGACGUUCGUCUUUGAUCCGGCCGGCCGUCUGUGCUACUAUUGGUCGAUGGUGGUCUCACUGGCCUUCCUCUACAACUUCUGGGUGCUCAUCUACCGCUUUGCCUUCCAGGAGAUCGCCAGCGACACGCUGGUGAUGUGGUUGUGUCUCGACUACUUUUGCGAUUUGGUCUACGUGCUGGACAUUGCCUUCCACUUCCGGACGGGCUAUCUGGAGGAAGGUGUGCUACAGACAGACGCCAGCAAACUGCGCCAGCACUACAUGAACUCGACGACAUUCUACGUCGAUUGCCUUUGCCUCCUCCCGCUCGACUUCCUUUACCUAUCCAUCGGUUUCAAUUCCAUGUUGCGAUGCUUCCGGCUCGUCAAGAUCUACCGCUUCUGGACGUUCAUGGACAGGACGGAACGGCACACCAAUUACCCAAAUGUGUUCCGAUCCAUCAGUCUCGUCCACUACUUGUUGGUCAUCUUUCACUGGAACGCCUGCCUCUAUCGGAUCGUCAUGCGCAACAACAGCUUCGACCAGUCGCUCAUCAGAGAAUGGCAGUGGACUACUCCGCCCGAUCCCAACGACGGCGUCGGCCAAUACCUCCAGAGCUUCUACCUCUGCACCUUGACGCUGACGACCACCGGCGGCGUCCUCAAACCUCGCACCAAAGGCGAACUCUUGUUCGUCAUCAUCCAGCUCAUUUUCGGGCUCAUGUUGUUCGCCACUGUACUCGGACACGUCUCCAACAUCGUCAUCAAUGUCAGCGCUGCUCGAAAAGAGUUCCAGGCUAAACUUGACGCCGUGAAAACAUACAUGCGGAUGCGUCGAGUACCUCGGCACUUGCAAGUGAAAGUCAUCAAGUGGUUCGACUAUUUGUGGUUCACCCAGAAGAGCUCCGAUGAGGAAAAAUCCGUCGGCGGGUUACCCGACAAGCUGAAAGCGGAAAUUGCUAUUCACGUUCACCUGGACACGCUGAAGCGAGUAGAGAUCUUCCAGAACACUGAAGCCGGUUUCCUGUGCGAGCUCGUCCUUCGAUUAAGACCUGUCCUCUUUUCACCCGGCGAUUACAUCUGCCGUAAAGGAGAGGUCGGUAAAGAAAUGUACAUCGUCAAUCGUGGAAGACUUCAGGUAGUAGCGGACAAUGGACGCACGGUGUUGGCUACUUUGAAAGCUGGAUCCUACUUUGGAGAGAUUAGCAUUCUCAAUAUGGGAACAGCAGGCAAUCGAAGGACGGCCUCGGUUCGUUCGGUUGGCUACAGCGACCUGUUUGUCCUCUCUAAAAAGGAUAUGUGGGACGUUUUGAAGGAAUAUCCGGCCGCUCGAGUCCGACUGGAAGCCAUCGCCGUCAAGCGAUUGGAAAAGUACAAAAAAGCUCCACUGGAAAAAGCUGCUUUAGGGCGGAGUCAUUCCACACCUGGGCUCGUCGAGUCCAGCGGACGAAUUCCCCUCGAGCGGAUGGAGCUGACCAACACACACCCUCUUCACUUGCCGUCCAAUCCCGAGUCAGCCAACAUCGUCAGAUCAAGUGCUGGGUCAUCUUCAUCGACUGGCACUGGCGGUGAGAGCCGCUGCAGCUUCCGCACGAGCCGGAGGAGUUCCGCAUUGCAGCAACAACAGCCCCUCCUCACCCCGCAGUUCUUUGGUGAUCCAUCCGCUGGUAGUCUCCUGAUGCCACCUGCAUUCUUAGCCUCAGGAGGUGUAGGCAACCGGAGUACUUCUCCUGGAACGUCGCGGGAUUUGGUGGUGUUGGAGCCACCGAUCCUGAAGACUUUACCACCAGCUGAUGCAUUAGUGGCUGAAAUCAACCGGUUACGCGAGAGGUUGUUGAUGCUCGAGUCGGAGAACACGUCACUCAGCGCAAAAUUGAACCGACAGCAAUGGGAGGUCGAAAAUCGCCUAGCCGAGAUAGAAAUGCAAAUAUGUGGGGCAGGCAGCCCGGCUGAUAGUGCCACUGAUGACAACGAACGUAAUUUCGAAUCGGCUAUUUAAACGGGAAAAUGCUCGGAUCCUUGUGUGAACUGUGGCGAUUAACUGGAAGCUUAUUUUCCGCAUUCCUUCUAGCUCUCUUCGUCACUGUGCUUGUGUAUAAAGAAAGAAAAAGACAUCAAACAAAUACUGAUACUUCAACAAAAAAACAAACACGUAUCUUCUUCGUUGACGAUCUCUAUAUAGUGUAAAAGUGACGCCGAAAUUUAUAUGCUUUACUUCAAGGAUUGCUGUUUAUUUUAACCUAAGUGCACGAUAGUCGCCACCAAACACCAACAACAAGAGCAUCAAGCAAGGCAUCCUCAUCCAAUUGUUUGUGGAAGACGUUGAUUUUGCUGACCGUGCUGAACUGUUAUGUCAGCUACGACUUUGUUGCGUUUGAUUUUCGUUGGCACAAUGUACAAUUCACGCUAUUUUCCGAAACAGUUAUGAUAGAUUUUCUUCUUGCUUUU
This is a messenger RNA of Daphnia carinata, 5011 nucleotides long. Its product is annotated as cyclic nucleotide-gated olfactory channel-like. The coding region runs from base 1623 to 4562 and encodes 979 amino acids. Gene Ontology annotation, molecular function: cGMP binding; voltage-gated potassium channel activity; intracellularly cGMP-activated cation channel activity. The transcript has 10 exons. Gene Ontology annotation, cellular component: plasma membrane; intracellular cyclic nucleotide activated cation channel complex. Lineage: Eukaryota; Metazoa; Arthropoda; Branchiopoda; Diplostraca; Daphniidae. The record is from RefSeq and is a predicted model, not a curated record. Gene Ontology annotation, biological process: monoatomic cation transmembrane transport; potassium ion transport.